Carlito syrichta (Philippine tarsier) is the source of this 4284-nucleotide messenger RNA. RefSeq names its product mucin 22 (gene MUC22). The transcript has 4 exons. Bases 1 to 4284 code for a protein of 1427 amino acids. NCBI's taxonomy places the organism in Eukaryota, Metazoa, Chordata, Mammalia, Primates, Tarsiidae. The record is from RefSeq and is a predicted model, not a curated record.
AUGAGAAGAGGAAAAAUUUCUCCUUUCUGGUUGCUGUGGCUACAUCUUUUUGGACUCCUGGGACCCACGUCUGAGAGCAUCACAUCCUCCACAAUAACAUCUGUGCCCUCCAUGGCCUUCACCACAACCUCUAAUGCCAUCAGAGGCUCUAAGACCACCAAAACGCCCACUGUAGGCUCUGAAACCCCAACCAUCACCACAGCCUUCACUGCAGUCUCCACCAUGGGUUCUACUGCAGGCCCUGAUACCACAAUGGCUACCACAGCAGACUCCACCACAGCCUCCACCACAGGUUCUGAGGCCACAGUGACCUCCACCACAGGAUUUCAGACCACCAUGGCCACCUCCACAAGCUCCACCACAGGCUACAAGAUGGCUUAUACUGAAGGCUCUAAGACCACUACGUCCUCUACUGCAGGCUCCACUAUGGCCUCUACUACAGGCUCUGAGACCACAACAACCACCACUGCAGGCUCUACUAUAGCCUUAACCACAGGCUCUGGGGCCACCACGGCCUCCACCACAGGUUCUGACAUAACCACAGCCUCCAGCACAGACUCUGAAACUACCACAGCCUCCAUUGCAAGGUCUGAGGUCACCACGGCCUCCACCACAGGCUCUGAGACUACCUCAGCCUCCACUGUAAGCUCCACCAUUACCUCCACUACAGGCCCUGAGGGCAGCAUGACUUCUUCUACCACAGGAUCUGAGGCCAGCACAACCACCACCUCAGGGUCUGAGAUCCCAGUGGCCUCCACUGCAAGCACCACCACAGGUUCAGAGACCAUCACGGCAUCCACUGCUGACUCUAAGACCACCAUGGUUUUGACCACAGGUUCUGAGACCACCACAGUCACCUCUACCAGUUCUACUAUGGCUUUAACCACAGGCUCUGAGGCCACCAUGGCCUCCACCACAGGCUCUGACACAACCACAGCCUCCGUCACAGGCUCUGAGGUCACCAUAGCCUCCACUGCAGGCUUUAAAACCAUCUCAGUCUCCACUUCAAGCUCCACCACAGGCUCUGAAGUGGCCACAGCCUCUACCACAGGCUCUGAGAUGGCAGCCUCCACUGCAGGGUCUGAGGUCAUCACAGCUUCCACUUCAAGCUUCACCACAGGCUCUGGGGCCAUCAUGACCUCCACCACAGUCUCUGAAACCACCUCAAACUCCACCACGGGCUCCAAGGACACCAUAGCCUCCACCACAGGCUCUAAGGUCACCACAAGCUAUGAGACCGCCAUGGCCUCCACCACAGGCUCUGAGACUACUACAGCCUCUACCACAGGCUCUGAGACCACAACAGUGUUCACUGCAGACUCUGAGGCCACUACAGACUCUACCAGAGGCUUUGAGACCACCAUGGCCUUCACCGCAGACUCUGAGGUCACUAUGGCCUCCACUACAGACUAUGAGACCAUGAUAGCCUCUACCUCAAGCACCACUGCAGUCUCUACCAUGGGCUCUGAGGCCACCAUGGCCUCUAUUACAGGCUCCACCACUGCCUCCAACACAGGCCCUGAGGUCACCAUGAUCUCUACUGCAGGCCUCACCACCGAUGCUGCCACAGACUCUGAGGUCACCACAGCCUUCACCACAGGCUUUGGGACCAGCAUGGUCUCCACUGCAAGCUUCACCCAGACCUCUGCCAUAUACUCCAAAGCCACCAUGGCCUCUACCACAAGUUUUGAGAUCAACACAACUUCCAAUGCAAGCUCUGAAGUCACCACAGCCUUCACUGCAGGCUUCAUCACAGCCUCCUCUGCAAGCUCUGAGACAACAAUGGCUUCCACUGUAGGCUCUAAGACCACCAUGGCCUCAACCACAGACUCUGAAACCACCACAGCCUUCACUGUAGGCUCCACCAUGGCCUCUGCCAUGGGCUCUAAGAAUACUGUGGCCUCCACUACAGGCUCUGAGAUCACCACAUCCUCCAUCACAGGCUCUGAGACUACCACAGCCUCUACCUCGGACUCCACCAUGGCUGCCACUCCUGGUUUUAAGACCACUGUGGCCUCAACCACAGGCUCUGAGAUCACCACAGCAUCCACCACAGUCUCUGAGAUCUCCACAACUUCCACCACAGGCUCUGAGAUCACCACAGGCUCUAAGGCCACCAUGGUCUUCACUGAAGUUUCUGAGACCACCACAGACUCAGAGACCACCUGGGUCUCCAUUGUAAGCACUAUCACAGCCUCCAUCACAGAUUCAGAGACCACUACAGCCUCUACCUCAGACUCCACCAUGGCCUCCACUGUAGGCUCUAAGACCACCAUGGUCUCAACCGCAGAUUCUGAGACUACUGUGGCCUCCACUGUAGGCUCAGAAACCACCACAGCCUCUACCGCAGGCUCUGAGACCACCAUGGCCUACACCACAGGCUCUGAGAUCACUACGGCCUCUACUUCAGGCUCAGAGACCAACACAACCUCCACCACAGACUAUGAGACCAUGAUAUCCUCCACCACAGGCUCUGGUACCACCACUGCCUUCACCACAGGCUCUAAGGCCACUAUGGCCUCUACCAUAGGCUUUGAGGCCUCAACCAUAGGUUCUGAGGCCACCACAGCCUCCACCACAGCCUCUGAAGUCAACACAGACUCUGAAGCCACCAAGAUCUCCACCACAGGCUCUGAGGCCACCACAAUCUCUGAGGCUACCACAGCCUCCACUACAAGUUCUGAGACCAUCAUAGCCUCUAACAUGGGCUCUGAGGCCACUAUGGCUUCCACUGAAGGCCCCACCAUGGACUCCACCACAGACUCCAAAGCCACCAUGGUCCCCACCAUAAGUUCUGAGAUCAACAUAGUCUCCACUGCAGGCUUGGAAGCCACGACAGCCUCCACUGUGGGCUCUACCAUGGCGUCCACUGCAGGCUUCACUACAGCCUCCUCUGCAGGAUAUGAGACCACCGUGGCCUCCACCACAGGCUCCAUAAUGGUCUCCACCAUAGACUCUAAGACCACUGUGGCCUUAACCACAGAUUAUGAGACCACCAUGGCCUCCACUACAGGCUCUGAGACGACCAUGACCUUCACUGCAGGCCCUGAACCCACCAUGGCCUCCACUGCAGGCUCUGAGAUUACUACGGUCUUCACCACAGCUUCUGAAAUCAACACAGCCUCCACUGCAAGCUCCUCCACAGUCUCUACCACGGGUCCUGAGUUCACAAUGGUCUCAACUUCAGGCUCCACCAAAGCUUCCGCCAUAGGCUUUGAGAACGCCAUGGCCUCAACCACAGAUUCUGAGACCACUACGACCUCCGCCACGGGCUCUGAGAUUACCACUGCCUCCACCACAGACUCUGAAACUAUCACAUCCCCUAUAGCUUCCUCCUCAAUCUCUAUGCUCACCACACAUCUGUCUACCUAUACUCUGCCCAUGACAACCAGCAGCACAGUUUCCAAGAUGCUGACUGUCUCGAGCACAGCCUCUGAGAGCUCCAUGGGUUCUUUGUCAGCUUCUGGGCCCACCAUGUCCUCAUCUACAGCUGCUAGGAGCCCUGAAGCUUCCACCUCACCUUCUGGACCCACCUCAGGCCCUAAGGUCACCACAGCCUUGGCUUUGGACUCAUCGCCCUUCUUGGCCUCUACCUCUGGAGUCACUGCAGUCUCCACCAGUGUCUCUGCUAUCACUUCUGUGCCCACAAAGGUCGCUGACAUUUCUCAUCAGCCCAUCACCAGCAUAGCUGUGUCAGGCACCAGGACCACUGGAAGCAGACCAACCAGCCCCAGCUCUGUCACCAUGUCCCCUGGCAUGGACUCCACAGCCUCUGCUGCCAGCCAUACUGUACCUGGAAUGGUUCCAAAUACCUCUGGCCUGGGCACAGCCACUCCCAGAGCAUCUACCACCUCAGCCCCUGAUGUCUGGACCACUGCAGGACCUAUCCACAAGUUAACCAGCACACCUAGGGCCAGCACCAACUACCAGAAAACAGGCCCAGUGUCUACCAACACAGAUAACAUGAACCACACACCAACAAACAUCAUCAAACCAAGUGGACAUUUACAGCCUUGGGGCAUCAUCCUCAUUUCUCUGGCUGCGGUCAUGGUUGGAGUUGGAUUGUUAGUAGGACUGAGCUUUUUCCUGAGAGACUUUUUCCUCCCCCUGAGAACUAGUUGUACUUACUACCCCCAUGGCCACAGCCUUGGCCUUGAUCUGGACCUGGACUCGGCCCUGGGCUCUCGAGUGUUCCACAGCCUGGGAAAUGAACUGGUUCCUGGAAGAGGAUUUGAGAUUGCUCAUGGAGGAGCACAUGGCUUUGGACAUGGAGUUGAGCCAUAG